GACGGACCGCUGUGAACGCUUAACGUAGCGUUGACGUUAUCUUAUUUAAUUUUGAUACUGAUCACUUAUUAAAUUCGCCCUGAGAUUGUGAUAAAAUAACUGACUAAUUACAGCAUGCAGAGUCCCGUGUUGUGCGCGUUCAUUCUGGUGACCGCGGGGCUUCAACUUAUCACAGCGGACCACCCAAAACUAAUGAAUGCAGCGACCGAUGUACAACCCCAUGGCUGCUCCACGUUCAUGUUCGAGGGCAAGGGAGACUUCAGGGUGCAGCGGAAGAUCUACGCGACACAGAACCCGGAUCACUUCGUGUUUGCUCUACGGCUCAUCAAGCGGACCUCCUUCUACAAGUGCGAGCCUCAGGAGACGCGCUACGGCAUCACGGAUGAUGGGCACAGCUGGUGGGUGGACCGGGGCUGUGAGGCCAUCUUUGAGGUCACCGAGUGCCCCAACAACGGGCUUCUCCCUUCACCAGACCCGCUGUCGAAGCUGUACGAGGAGAUGCAGCGCCGCCUGGCGGCAUCCACCAGCAACGUGGACCUGAGCGCCUGGAACACUGACUCCUUCAUCAACAGGUUCGACGCUUGGAGGCCCAUUGUUGAGUCGAAGGGACGCUAAACUCAUUGGUAGAAGAUCAAAGUCAGCACCGCUGUCGGGAAAAAGUGCUUUCGGUCACCAAUGAACGCUACUCAACUCCACGCACGGGGCACAUGUUGGCAUCAAUCUAAGUUUGGUAGACUGUUGUAUAAUCCUUUUGGGAAAAAAACGCAUUAAAACGAAGUCAUAAACAAGAGCAUUUUCGUUUACACGUGAUGCAAAAAAAAAUAAUUGAAGUUUAAAAUAAGUAUCAUCGUGUGUAAAUAUUACCCUGAUAUGUAUUUAUUUCACUGUCAUAUAAGCACGAUUGAUUAUUUACUAAAUACAUGUAAAUCACAACUUAAAAAGCGGUUUUCAUUGAUCAAUUUUACCUAGUACCAAAACUGUUAUAUUCUUCAUGAGGAGACCACAUUUUAUAGGGGAUUGUAGGGUUAAUGUAUGCAAGCUCUUCAAUUAUCAAACAAUUAAUAUCUAUGUCCCGCUUCACAAAUAGUGUAAUAAUAAGAAUUUGCAUUCAUACGUGACGUAAUAAGUAUAAUUCACGUUUUAAAUUGUACACACAAAUUUGCAAAUUUAGUAUUUCGUUGAUUGCCAGUUGUUUUUUCGGUCAAUUCAAUUAUUGCUUUAUACUAGUAUAUUCUAAUGUUUUGUAGCCAAUGUUUUAUAUACAACAUUGUAGCACAGUCUGCUUUUGUAAAUUGUGAGAAAUUAAG
Dreissena polymorpha is the source of this 1307-nucleotide messenger RNA. RefSeq lists its product as uncharacterized. The record is from RefSeq and is a predicted model, not a curated record. The coding region runs from base 115 to 615 and encodes 166 amino acids. The transcript is spliced from 5 exons. Lineage: Eukaryota; Metazoa; Mollusca; Bivalvia; Myida; Dreissenidae.